AUGGAGAGGAGCUGGAGGAUUGUAGAGAUUAAUGAGGUCAUGGCUGUUGAGAAGGUAGAGAAAAGGAAGAAGGAAAGAAACGAAAGGUCAGAAAAUACAAUCACAAACGAUCUUUGCGGUAAAAUGCCGCAGGUAGUUUCGUCCUUGUCACAUCUCACUCGACUUCUCUUCCUGUUCUGCUCUCUACUAUCGUCAUUAAAGGGACGUAACUCACACUACACAGAGGACAAAUCAAGCGAACCUGCUAUUUUCACCUCACUUUCACUUAAUUAUGAAUUAAUUUCCUUUACAGUUUGCUGCCCCAAAAAUGUCUCCAAGUUUAAGGAUAAGCGGAGUUAUGAGAAAUGA
Messenger RNA from Brugia pahangi, 348 nucleotides. The record is from the annotation of a GenBank genome assembly. Lineage: Eukaryota; Metazoa; Nematoda; Chromadorea; Rhabditida; Onchocercidae.